Messenger RNA from Taeniopygia guttata (zebra finch), 4805 nucleotides. RefSeq names its product fidgetin like 2 (gene FIGNL2). The record is from RefSeq and is a predicted model, not a curated record. Gene Ontology annotation, molecular function: ATP hydrolysis activity; ATP binding; microtubule severing ATPase activity. Lineage: Eukaryota; Metazoa; Chordata; Aves; Passeriformes; Estrildidae.
CGCCCCGCAUUGUCCGGGCGGCAGCGCAGGAUGCGGCGCCCGGCUCGGCCUCCCGGGCUGCGCUAACGGCCCCGCCGGCAUGAGGAGGUCUGUCGAAGAUGCACUGGUCACCAGAGCAUGCCCAGUCCCUGAACCAGUGGCCGGAGCAGCACCUGGACGUCUCCUCCACCACCUCCUCGCCGGCCCACAAGUCCGAGCUGUACCCCAGCACCCGCCAGCGCUUCAACUACGCCUGGGCCAACGACGACAUCUCGGCGCUGACGGCCUCCAACCUCCUCAAGAGGUACGCCGAGAAGUACUCGGGGGUGCUGGACGCGCCCUACGAGCGCCCGGCGCUCGGUGCCUACGGCGAUGGCGCCUUCGGCCCCGUUAACGGGCAGAAAGACGGCGAGCCCUGGCCGGGGGCGCACGGCUCUGACGGCUCCUACGCCCUGACUCCCAUCCACGAUGGCCUGGCGGGUGCCAAGGCCGUGGUGCCACCCGCCGUCCCCGCCGGCAGCGGGGCCAUCGGGCUGGGCGGCUCCCCGGUGGUGUCGGCCAACCUCAGCGACGCCGUGUACGCCGGGAACUCCUGCGGGGCGGCCGCCGCCGGCUCCGGGGCGCUGGGGGCGUCUCAGGAGUACCCCUCAGGUUACGCUGGCACCUAUUUGCCCUCCGGCUACUGCGCCCAGCCGCCGGCGGCGCUGCCCCCUCCGCACCCUCCCGGCCUGCACGGCUCCGGGCUCCUGCAGCCUCCGCACGCCUCGCCUGCCCUGGUGCCGGGCUACGGCUCCUCGGGCGCCGUGUACAACUACGCCGGCGGCGGCUACCCGCCCCAGCCGGGCUACGGGGGCAUCCACCCGCCCCACCCCUCCGCCUCCUACCUGCCCUCGGGCAUCGCCGCGCCCACCCCCAUCCCGGCCCCGCCGCCCUCCGCCCGCCCGCCAGGGGUGCCCGGUUACGGCUACCAGGGCACCGGUCUGGGCACCCUGGCCGUGCCGCCCCUGGGCACCGAGGCGGCGGGCACGCUGAAGAGGAAGGCGUUCGACGCGGGCGGGGAGGACGACGGCGAGGGCAGGUACAGGAAAUACAGCUAUGAGCAGCCAAAAUCCCCCUACCCCCUGUCGGACAACGGCGAGUGCCGGGGCAACGGCUUCAGCAGCAGCGGCGAGUCCCCCCAGGUGGCCUUCAAAGCCGGGAAGCGGCCGGCGGGCGCCGGCAGCGCCGAAGAACACGGUGGCAAGUACGGCGGGCAGCAGAUGAAGGGGAUGGUGUCACCGUCCUACGGCGCCAGGGACGCUCCCCUGCGGCCGGCGGAGCCCUUUGAGAAGUUCAGCCCCCCGCUCGCCAACGGGGAGCGGGCGGCUGAGCCGGGAGCCCCCUUCCCGCUGCGGCUGCCCCCCAAAGCUCUGGCGUUCGGCGGCGCCGCGCUGGAGGAGCAGCCCAAGAGCGUCGACCCGCUGCUGCUGGAGCUGGUCAACACCAAGGUGGUGGAGCGCGGCCCGCCGGUGCAGUGGGCGGACGUGGCCGGGCAGACGUCGGUGAAGGCGGCCAUCGAGGAGGAGCUGCUGUGGCCCAUCCUGCGGCCGGGCUCCUACAGCGGCGCCGGGCACCCGCUGCGGACCCUGCUGCUCUUCGGGCCCCGCGGCACCGGGAAGACGCUGCUGAGCCGCUGCAUCUCCACCCAGCUGGGCUCCACCCUGCUGCGGCUCAGCGGCGCCGCGCUGCUGUCCACCUGGAAGGCCGAAGCCGAGAAGAUCCUCCAGACCGUGUUCUUCGUGGCCAACUGCCGGCAGCCCUCCGUGGUGCUCAUCACCGAGGCCGAAUCCUUGCUGGCGGCGCGGGCGGGCGAGGACGGCGGCCAGGCGAGCAACCUCAAAUCCCAGCUGCUCUCCUACCUGGACGACGUGGCUACCUCAUCCGAGCGCGGCGUGGUGGUCAUCGGCACCACGGCGCGGCCCGGCAGCAUGGACGAGGCGUCGCACCGGCGCUUCGGCACGCGGCUGUACGUGGCGCUGCCGGACGGCGAGGCGCGGCGCCACAUCCUGCGCCAGGCCCUGGCGCAGCAGAGCUGCCGCCUGAGCGAGCGCGAGCUGGCGGCCCUGGCGCAACGCACCGAGAGCUUCUCCGGCGCCGAGCUGCUGCGCCUCUGCCAGCACGCCGGGGUCGCCGCGCGCCGCGCGCUGCCGGGACCCCCCGCCUCCUACCAGGAGCUGGAGAAGGCGUUCUGCAAGGUGCGCCCCACCGUGUCCCAGAAGGAGCUGGACUUGUUCCUGGAGUGGGAUAAGAUGUACGGCACCAGGCACUGAUGGGGGUCGGACCCCGAGGCCAUGGGGACAGACCCUAAAACUGUGGGGACAGACCCCAAAACUCUGGGGACAAACCCCAAGGCUGAGGACAAACCCCAAGGUUGCAGGGAUGGACUCCAAGGCUGUGAGGACAGACCCCAGAGCUGUGAGGAGAGACCCCAAAGCUGUGAGGACAGACCCCAAGACUGAGGACUGACCCCAAGGCUGCAGGGACAGACCCCAAAGCUGUGGGGACUAACCCCAAGGCUGCAGGGACAAACUCCAAAGCCAUGGGUAGGGACCCCAAAGCUGUGGGGACAAACUCCAAGGCCUCAGGGACGGACCCCAAAGCUCCAGGUAUGCACCCCCAGGCUGUGGGAACGGACCCCAGGGCCACAGGGAUGGACCCCAAAGCUGCAGGGAUGGACCCCAAAGCUGCAGGGACAGACCCCAAAGCUGCAGGGAUGGACCCCAAGGCCAUGGGGACAAAUCCCACACCUGCAGGGAUGAACCCCAAGGUUGCAGGGGCAGACCCCAAAUCUGUGAGGACAGACCCCAAAGGUGAGGACAAACUCCAAACCUGCAGGGACGGACCCCAAAGCUGCAGGGACAGACCCCAAAGUUGUGAGGAUGGACCUCAAGGCCAUGGGGACAAAUCCCAAACCUUCAGGGAUGGACCCCAAAGCUGCAGGGAUGGACCCCAGAGCUCCAGGUGUGGACCCCAAGGCCAUGGGGAGAGACCCCAAAGCUGUGGGGACAGAACCCAAAGAUGAGGAUGGACCCCAAGGCCAUGGGGACAGACCCCAAAGCCACGGGGACAGAUUUGGGGCAUGCAUUGGGGUCCGUGGGGGCUCUGCCUCUCUCGGUUUGUCCGGAUCCCUCACCGCCUCUCCUCGGGGCAUUUCCCCGCCGCGCUCCUCGCCCAGCGCUCAGGAUAAACUAAUUUAUUAUUUCCUGCCCCUCCGUGCCCGGAGCGGCGGCGCCAGCGGGGUUUUGGAGGUGUUCCGGAAUGUUCCGGCACGUUCUGCGAUGUUCUGGGAUGUUCCAGGAUGUUCAGGGACAUUCUGGGACAUUCUGGGACAUUCUGGAACAUUCCAGGACGUUCCUGGUGUUGGGAUCCGCUCCAGCGCCUGAUUCCGGAGCUCCCCAAAGCUUUAUCGUCGAUUUAUUUUUUUUUUUAAUUGUUUGAUUUUAUUAUUGCCAACAAAAAUACCUCGGGUGUCUUCGGAGCCCCUUCGCGCCUCAGUCAGGGAAAGGGGGAGGUGGGGGAGAGGCCCAAAAUUCGGGAAUUUCACCCCAAAACAAGGAAAACACACCCCAAACCAAUGGGUUACACCCCAAAACCAGCGGGUUUUGGAGGAAAAUGCUGUAGAUUGUUGAAUAUCCUAGACUUGGGUUUUUAUUUUUGUAGUAUUUUGUUUGUUUGUUCGUUCGUUUUUCUUUUUUAACUACUCAGGAAAAAAGAAUUACCUCAGAAAAAACUGAAGAAUGUUUUUUUUUUAAAAACACUUUUUAUCUUCUCAGAAAAGGAAAAAAAAGAUUUUUUUUAAAGAGUUUUUCCGACCUGGGACAAAGCUGCCUCCUGCGUUUGCUUCCAAAGGGGGUGAAGGAAGGAAGAAAUAAAAGGAAAAAAAAAAAAUAAACUUGAAGCUGUAACAAAGAUGAAAUUUGAAUGUAUUUCAGGUGCUUUCCACGUAUAUUAUGCCAUAAUUUUAUUUGAAAAUUUUUGUUUUCUUAACACCGUUUCUCGUAGCGUUUGGUGGAGUAACGUGUCUUCAACGGAAAGUUUCGUGCUGUAGCUCGGGAGCUGUCGCUGGCACCACUUUUUGGAGCAAAUUGGGCAAAUUUCCCCCUCUUCCCCCUCAAAAAAUAAAAAUAAAUAAAAAAAAAAAAAAUAAAAAUAAAAGCCAGUGGGGCUGAGCGAGGGGCUUUGCAUAGAGUAUGACCCCCCCCCCCCAGCCCAUCUGGCCCCUCUUUGCAUCCUGGUGGGGGUUUUCCCCAUCUCAAAAAAAAUACAAUUUUUAUUAUUUUUAAUGCUCUAAAGCCCCCCCAGCUUAGAGCAGCUCCCCCAAACCUCAGGGUCUGCGCGUGCAGAGAGAAAAAAUCCCUCAGGGGGCUCCCCCCAAGGUGUCUGCCAGGUUUUUUCCCAAUUUUUUCUAAAUUUUUCCCAAAUUAUUCCCAAAAUUUCCCAUUUCUUCCCAAUUUUCCCACAGUUUCCCAAUUUUUCCCAAAUUUUCCCCAAUUUUCCCCCAAUUCUCCCCAUUUUUUCCCCAAUUUUCCCCAAUUUUUCCCAAUUUGUCCCAGUUUCCUAUUGCAUCCAGGGCAUUACCCCUUUGCCUCCCACCUCCAAAAAGUCGUGCUGGCUUCCUGAAGACUUUAUUAUUAAUUAUUAUUAAUUAUUAUUAUCCUAUUUGUACCCUCUCUGUAACCAUUUCUACCUCAUUUUUUGCAACGUAUUGUACACGAAAGUAUUUAAUUCAUGUCUGAGACAGACGAGCUCUAGGGCUGGGAUGGUCUACCUCAAGAAAUGCUGUAUUU